This is a messenger RNA of Coffea arabica (coffee), 1165 nucleotides long. Its product is annotated as protein POLAR-like 1. Gene Ontology annotation, biological process: asymmetric cell division. The record is from RefSeq and is a predicted model, not a curated record. NCBI's taxonomy places the organism in Eukaryota, Viridiplantae, Streptophyta, Magnoliopsida, Gentianales, Rubiaceae.
AUGGUCCAAAAGGGUUGCAGCAACAACUCCUUUACAGCCGCUAUCACGACCUGUCGGCGGAGAAAAAGGAGGGAAAACUGCAGAAUCUUUACCUGUUUUUCCCCUUGGUCAAUUAUUUCAUCCUGGUUCAAUUUGGAAAAAUCAAGAAAUGGAAAGGACGUUGAUGGGGUGGAGUUUCGUGACGAAGAUUCAGACGAUGAAGUUGCACUUGAGUGCUUGCAUGAGAAAUCAUCAUCUAAUUCUGCCCAGGAAGUAUCAGGGGAACACAGAAAAGAGGCCUCUUUCAGCUUGGGAGUUGGAUUUGCGCUAAUUUAUCUCAUGGUUAUGAGUAAAAUGGAACUUAACAAGAUGGUAGAGUUAUCCAAACAAAUUGAAACACUGCUCCGAAAUGUCAAAUGGCAACAUCAAAAUGCAGUGGCAGGUACAAAUAUUGAAACUUCUCAAACCUCAUCCAAAGCCCAAGAAGUUUCUGAGUAUGCUAUUACAGACCAUGGUUCUCUGCAAGAAGAUUCUAGUCAUGCCAUUAUAGAGCAUGUUUCUCUCCAAGAUGGUCCAUCUUCUUCUUGGGAACAGGAAUAUUCAGGAUCAGAUAUCACUUCAAGCAGUUGUAACGGGAAAAUGAAUAGAGAAGGGAAAAUGGUGGAGAUGGACCAGCUUGAGGCAGAACUUGAAGCUGAAUUAGAAAAUCUCCAAUUGCAGUUGGAUACUGAAGUUAUGCUGAAUUACCCAGACAAGAAUCAUGGAAAGAUAGUUGUUGAAGACUCCGCACCUGAAGAAAGCCAGAGUGCAAAUUUUGGGGAAGUAUUUGAACAGCCUGAGAUAGGUAACCUCGAAUAUUACCACGGAGUUUCUCCAAGAGAGCUCGAAAGAAGAUUGCAUGAACUUCAAGAAGUGAGACAGGAAGAGAGAAUUAGAGAGCUUGAAUCAGCUCUAGAAUUUGCAAUUCACAAGCUUAAUGAGAACCAAAGAGAGCUUUCUUGGUGGAAAGACACUGGCAGGGUUGUUUUUCACCGGAUUCCCCUUCGCUGUCGGUCCAUGAGGUAACCAUGAAACUUAAUCCAACAUUGAAGAAAAUGAUAUACAACAAUAAAAAUAUUAGUCUGCAUUUUCUAGCUAUGAUGCUUCGGCUGAAAUCAUACACAGGGGUGCACUAAAAUGGCAUGUU